UGUAAUUGGGCACGGUACCUAGGUAGCUGAUGGAAAGAGCAGGUAAGCCAAGGUGGUCCGGAUCCAGAGUUGCUCCUUCCCCCUUCCCCAGUAACCCCCUACCCUACCUUAUUCCAUUCCCCACUCCCCUCUGGGAAAGCCCCACUUCCGUCGACGCCGCUUCCCUCCGCCAAGAGCUCCGCCAAGGUCAUCGUCACCCGAGAACCACCACUCAACCGGACCGUCCCCAUCUCUUCUCUAAAUGCUCGGAAACGGUUCCAACUCCGUCUCCCCCCCCCCAAGAUAUUCAUCGAAAAAAAAAAGGCCAAGAAGCCAAGGGGCUUAGCACCCUGGCGUAAACAGCCGUCUUUGCACACCAUUUUUCCAUUCGACCCAUCAGCCAAGUUGCGAUUCCAUGCAUACCGUCUCUUGGUAGCAGCAUCCGUAUCCAAUCAUGCAGCCUGCAGUCGAGCACUAUGACAGAAUGCCUUUGAUUCCCACCGCCCUGCGCACUUGGACUCCCCUUCGUGUUACCAACGGAUUUGGUCCACGCGAGAGUGGGUAACGGAGAAUAGCUCGCUGCUUUUGC
Molecule: messenger RNA, 568 nt
Organism: Colletotrichum navitas
Lineage: Eukaryota; Fungi; Ascomycota; Sordariomycetes; Glomerellales; Glomerellaceae
Exons: 1
Coding region: 30-338 (102 amino acids)
Source: RefSeq, a predicted model, not a curated record